GAGUGCAGCAGCAAAGGCAGCAGGCACGUACUGCACGCUGAAGACGGGACGCUGCUGUCACACCGAGCGAGCCAAACAGACCCGAACCAGAACCAGGACGGCGGAUAAGAGGACCAGAGGACAGGAAAAACUGCUAUUUUAAAACUUCAACUCCAAGUCUUUUUGUUUGUUUGUUUGUUUGUUUACAUUUUAGAGGACUUCUGAACACCAAGAUGUAGUUUCUCCUCAUGUGAAAUUUUUGACCUGUAGCGGAAGGCUGAACCUCCCACUUAGAAGUUGACUGGAAGGGAGAGAAAAAACAGCGGGGCGAGCUGGCUAGAAAUGGAGAAAUCAAAGAGCUUUUCUUCAGACCGAAGCAUCCUGUGUCUGUUUGACGUGGACGGCACGCUGACACCACCGAGAGAAAAAAUCGACCCAAAGCUGGACGAGUUCUUUCAGAGUCUGAGGAGGAAAGUUAAGAUCGGCAUAGUCGGAGGGUCGGACUACCCCAAGAUAGCGGAGCAGCUCGGGGAAGGGGAUGAUGUGAUACAUAAGUUUGAUUACGUGUUUGCUGAAAAUGGGACCGUUCAAUACAAAGACGGGAAACUCCUGUCAAAGCAUGCGAUCCAGAACCAUCUGGGAGAGGAGCUGCUGCAGGACCUGAUUAACUUCUGCCUCCGAUACAUGGGGCUCAUUAAACUGCCGAAGAAAAGGGGCACUUUUAUCGAGUUCAGGAACGGAAUGAUUAACAUUUCGCCCAUCGGUCGCAGCUGCACCCUGGAGGAGAGAAUCGAGUUCUCUGAGAUCGACAAGAAGGAGAAGAUCCGGGAGAAAUUUGUUGCUGCCCUGAAAAAGGAGUUUGCUGGGAAGGGGCUGCGCUUCACUAAAGGCGGUCUCAUCAGUUUCGAUGUUUUCCCUGAGGGCUGGGACAAGAGGCUGUGCUUAGAUGUGCUGGAGAACGAAGGCCUGGACGCCAUCUACUUCUUUGGCAAUGAGACCUCAGACGGAGGAAACGACUACGAAAUCUUCAAUGACCCGAGGACCAUCGGUUUCACCGUCUACUCUCCCGAGCACACGGCCCGGCUCUGCCGAGAACUUUUCCUGGACGCUUCGCCGCCUCUCAUCGCGUUGCCUUCAGCCAAAAGCCCCUCUGAACUGGAUGGCAACAGGAAUAUUGAUCGCAGGCUUUUAAUGAACUGCUGAAUGGCACCACUACUGAUCUCUCCUUGUUAAUAACAAUAGUUUAAUAUAUGAUUGAAAGGCGGAGGGUUAUUUUUAUUUAAAGGAAUGGACAACGGAUGAGGGAGUGUGGAUUGUUGCCAUUUUAACAACUGUGCCAGAAAAUGUGUUUGACUGCUGUGAUGUUGUCACCUUGAAAUUUACUCCCAAAUAACAGGAAUGUUCAUCUUCCAGAUUACUUUGGGUAUGAAGCGAUAUUUUGCACUAAUGUGGGGAUCCCUUUAUUCCUCUGGUUGUUGACAAAGCCACUGCAGUAAGGGAGAGGAGUGGAACCAUGAUUUGUUUGUAUUUGUCAGGUCAGAAAAAUGUGAUGAACCCGUUGAAAACAAGGAUCUCUCCACAGUCAAAGUUCAGGAUGUACCAAAGGGACGUAACAUUCCAGGUGCUUUAAUUUUUAAACCAGAUCUGUCUCAGUGUGUUAACCGUUUAACUUUCUUGGGUCAAAUAUUUACAUUAACUUCUCGAAGGUCGUGAAAAAGUUAUGAAGAAUGAUUUUUGUGCUUGCUGCGGGUCUUUAAAUGCAAUCAAGGUAACGCUUUGCAGAUAUAAAAGGAAGGGUCGGUUUAAACUGGAGUUUUGUUGUGUGAUUGUGAAGAGUCAGUAUCUUACCUGCAGUUGAUAAGAUGAAAAUUUCACUGUGUAACAAUGAAAAAAAAAAGAAACGUUAUUCACUUGAACCUAAGUCCCCAUUGCUUUGGUUAAACAGAUAUUUCAAUUUGAAAGGUCAUUGUUACAGUUUGCAGACUAACGUGGUCUGAGUGCAAAUUUGAUUUCAAUGGCUAUCUAAUGCUAAAGUCCCUGUCUACGUUUCGAUAAACAUUAGCUAGAAAUCCAACCUCUCUCAUCAGAGCAAAGACUUUAAGAGAAUUAUCUACUGCAGCCAGGUAAGAUACUUUCUGCUAUUUGCCUCUCAACAGACACCGCUCUUCAAAAGAUGUGAAUUUUGACCUUUUAGAAUACCGUCCAAAAAGGUCCUGAGACACUCCAUUUGUCGCCGUACUGCAUUACGUGUCAUAGCAGCCUGACUUUAUUGCAAUCUUUUAAAAUGGUCCUGAAUUUGUUAAGAAGAGUGAAAGUUAAGACAUUCCAAAGACAACCCGGUAUACUAAGCAGAAAAUAUCAGUUCUGUAUAAUAUUUGGCAUUUUGCACGAAUUCAACAGAACAACUGGAAUAGAUAGGAAGCCAGACUAAAAAGUGCCUAAAGAUGCUGAAAGCAAAUAUAGCAUAAGACCAUUUAAACAAAUUCCAAAAAUCUCUCAAUUAGGGAAAUAGCUGAUGAAAUAGUAAGUGUUGUUGGACUUUUGCACAGUACCGGAUGUUUAAAAAAAUGAUUGAUAGCUCAAUGGGGGAAUUCAUCUGAACCAGUGAUUUGAUCUACUGUGGAUCGUAUCACUAUUUGAUCAAUCUUUAUCUGCAUAUUUGAUGAUCAUCAGUAAUUAUUUUUUUAAAAAAGACUGCUAAGCUUUGCAGCAAAAGAGAUGUCAAUCAUAUAAAGUUUCCAAAGUGCUUGUUUGAAACCAAAUUUCUGAGCUUGACAGCAUUUUAUGAAAUGUACGCUCUUUUCCACCAGUGUUUUAAGUUCUUUUAGGAGAUGCAGAAUUGAUGGUUUAUGGUUUGGGAACAGACCGCCCUCAUAAGGAAAACUGACCAUACACACUCCUUCAACCUGAGGGGCUACAGUGGACUUCAAAUUAUAAUGUGUCUGUGGAGGCGACUGUAAGGUUGAUCCUGUUCGUUAUUCAGCCUCUCGUGGAGAAAAACAAGCUACAUAAUGUAAUAAAUCCCUUUUGAAAA
This is a messenger RNA of Fundulus heteroclitus (mummichog), 3013 nucleotides long. It is a transcript of the gene pmm1, whose product is annotated as phosphomannomutase 1. Bases 322 to 1182 code for a protein of 286 amino acids. The transcript is spliced from 8 exons. Gene Ontology annotation, molecular function: phosphomannomutase activity. Gene Ontology annotation, biological process: GDP-mannose biosynthetic process; mannose metabolic process; protein N-linked glycosylation. The record is from RefSeq and is a predicted model, not a curated record. Gene Ontology annotation, cellular component: cytosol. Lineage: Eukaryota; Metazoa; Chordata; Actinopteri; Cyprinodontiformes; Fundulidae.